AUGAAAGGAGUGAGGCAAGACUUUGUCCCUGACAGGCUAAGUCGAGAGACCGCCCGUUUUUCAAGGCCUGGCCCAGGCGCCGUUUCAAAAUGUGAAAAGGAGCCGAUCGGCCGAUCGAUCUCGUUAAAGGUUGAGUUGGUGAUCGAGCUCCUUUUUUGGCUCAGUUCACGUCAUGAGAGACGUGCGAAUUGCGCGGUCGUGCGGCUGUGCCCCAUGGACAAAGUCUCCUGGAGCUCGCUGUUGGAAGCCUAUGACAUGCUUUGGAAGAUGAUCAUCCGACCACCCAGGUCCCAGUACAAGCUGUCAGAGCUUGGCCCCCCGAAGUUCCGGAUAGGCUCGCAGGUCUACACCCGAGAGGACUUCCAGUUGAAGAAUGAUCGCGGCAUGUUGCUAGUUUGCAGCCUCUACCGUACCUUCCCCAAGCAGGGCGGCGCGCCGUGCGUCAUCUACUUGCACGGCAACUGCUCAUCGCGCGUAGAAGCCAUGGAUGUGCUGCAGGUGGUCCUGGCCAAGAACUUGAUGCUUUGCUCGCUGGACCUCUCCGGGUCAGGGCACAGCGAGGGAGAGUUCAUCUCGCUGGGCCACUUCGAGCAGUUGGACCUCAAGGUUCUCAUCCAGUUCCUUCGGUCCUCGGGCGUGGCGCAGCUGGGCUUGUGGGGCAGGUCCAUGGGUGCUGCGACUUCAAUCCUCCGAGCAGCUGAGGACUGGAGCAUCAGCGCUGUCGUCUUGGAUUCUCCUUUCAGCAGCCUCCCCCUGGUGGCGCAGGAGUUGGUAAACAGUCAGAUCUCCAUCCCCGAGUUUAUGAUGAACUUGGCGCUCGGACGAGUACGGCAGGAGAUCUUGGACCGCGCCAAUUUCGACAUCCAGGACCUACAGCCCAUCCGCAGCGCGUCGCGGGCGCGGGCGCCGGCGCUCUUCGCCACGGCCAAGGAUGACGAUUUCAUUUUGCCCCACCACACCUUCGACCUUCACAGCGCUUGGGGCUGUGAAAGGAAGCUUGUGACCUUUGAGGGCGGGCACAACGGACUGCGCCCAAAGUGGUUUUUGGAGGAAGGCGCAGAUUUCUUGGCAAAGCGUUUGAAAGACAAGCUGCCAGCCAUGCCCAGCCCGAUGCUGGUGUCAAAGCCAGUGGUGGAGGUGGAGGACCCCGUGCCGCCGGCGCCUCAGCCGGUGCCUCAGCCGGCGAAAGCAAGAGGUGCGCCGGCCCCGGCGCCGUCCGUGCGCUCGCGACCUGCACCGGGGGAGGUGGCGUCCCAGCUCGUGGCCAUGGGCUUCAGCAAGGAGGUGGCGGAGGAGGCUGCAAAGCAGUUCGCUUCCGCGGAAGCCGCCAUGGAGUGGACCCUGCAAGAGGACACGACCCGAUCGGCGGCGCUGGACUCCUCACUUUCCAAGAAGCUGAGACCGCCGGAGCGACGACGCAACACGCUGGAUGCAGAGUCCGCGGUGGAGGCCGCAGCGGCGGCGGCGGGCGCGGCGGUCUGGGCGCGACUGCGCCAGGGCUCUGCGCUGGGGGAGCUCUGCCACCGAGGCCUGGUGCCGCAGCUUGUGGAGCUGGGCUUCGCCGCCGACGCGGCGAGCGCGGCGGCGGCGCGCUGCUCCUCCGUGUCGACCGAGGCGCUGAGCGAAAAUGCGCCUUCCAUUCGCAACUACGACAGUGUAGGAUCGGAGGCUCUGCUCAUUUGCCUGGAACUGCCAUUGGCUCAUCCUUCAGAGCCAAGCGGCCAAGUGAUCAUGCCGGAGGGUGAGGAGAAGCCGAAGCGCGAGCCGCGGGAGGAGAUCACCCGCCACAGCAUGGUCCUCUGCGAUCAACGUCCGCCAGGGGCGCACAAGGAGGCGCAGAAGAAGAUGGAUUUCUUUGAGCAAGUCGUCGGCUCCGACAAGAAGAAGCUGCCGCUGUGCCAAGCCUUUGUUGCCCCCGCAGGCACAAAGGUGUGGCGCAGUUCUCCUAGUGCUUGUGCUCCUAGCACUCCCAGUACUCCAAGCGCGGGAGAGGCGCAAAACACCCAAUUGGGAUUCGGAGUCAUCGCACUUGCAGCAUGUGCAGCCCUGCGAAAGCGAGUCUGCCUGCACGCCGUAAAGAAAAAGAAAGAGACCGCGACCAAGUCAUCCAGGUUGAGCAAAGGAGCCAUCCUCACCGUGCGGAAGAGCAAGAACAACACGCAUGUAGCGCUCUGUGACAGCGACAACAUGGUGGUGUGGGCUACCACAGAGAAGCGAUACGGCGUGCUGCUGCCAAACGCCAAUCGGGCCAUCGAGGCUUGCUUGUUCGUGGCAGACAAGCUGGGUGUUGAGUCCAUUGAACUGCAAGUGAAAGGCAUGCCAAACUCACUGGGAGGCAUCAUCGCGACAGUGCGCAACAGCGGCAUUCAGGUAUCCAAAGCGUAUGUGAGGAGCACUAUUGCCUAUGGAGGCAGCCGCCCAAGAUUGGCACGCCGCAUCUAA
Molecule: messenger RNA, 2442 nt
Organism: Effrenium voratum
Lineage: Eukaryota; Dinophyceae; Suessiales; Symbiodiniaceae
Source: the annotation of a GenBank genome assembly